ACCCGUGGCUGAGCCGGGAGUGCUGACGGGCCCGGCUGGGCCGGAAGGGAAACUGAAAGAAAGAGGGGAAGAGUAUUAAAGACCAUUUCUGGCUGGGCUGGGCAUUCUCAACUGCUCAACUGCCCAGCGUGACCAGUGGCCACCUCUGCAGAGUCUUCCACAACGUGGUCUUGACUGUCUGCUGAGCGAAGCAUCUGACCUCAGGCCGGCCGUGAACGUAAUUCCUGAGAGAUGGCAAACAUGCCCAACAGCGAGCCCUGUGCCUCUCCACUGGAGCUGUUCAACAGCAUCGCCACACAAGGGGAGCUCGUGAGGUCCCUCAAAGCGGGAAAUGCGUCAAAGGAUGAAAUUGAUUCUGCAGUAAAGAUGUUGCUGUCAUUAAAAAUGAGCUACAAAGCUGCCAUGGGGGAGGAGUACAAGGCUGACUGUCCUCCAGGGAACCCAGCACCUACCAGUAAUCAUGGCCCAGAUGCCACAGAAGCUGAAGAGGAUUUUGUGGACCCAUGGACAGUACAGACGAGCAGUGCAAAAGGCAUAGACUAUGAUAAGCUCAUUGUUCGGUUUGGAAGCAGUAAAAUUGACAAAGAGCUAAUAAACCGAAUAGAGAGAGCCACCGGCCAAAGACCACACCGCUUCCUGCGCAGAGGCAUCUUCUUCUCACACAGAGACAUGAAUCAGGUUCUCGAUGCCUAUGAAAAUAAGAAGCCGUUUUAUCUGUACACAGGCCGGGGCCCCUCUUCUGAAGCCAUGCAUGUGGGUCACCUCAUUCCAUUUAUUUUCACAAAGUGGCUCCAGGAUGUGUUUAACGUGCCCUUGGUCAUCCAGAUGACGGAUGACGAGAAGUAUCUGUGGAAGGACCUGACCCUGGACCAGGCCUAUGGCUAUGCUGUGGAGAAUGCCAAGGACAUCAUUGCCUGUGGCUUUGACAUCAACAAGACUUUCAUAUUCUCUGACCUGGACUACAUGGGGUCUGGAAGCAUGAGAGCCUUCUGUGAAGAUGCUCAGAGGGACUGCUCACAGCUGAAAGCUGGCAUGUUUUCCAACCGCCCUCAUCAGAGUCCUUACUCUCCCCCACAGGAUCCUUACUUUAGAAUGACAAGGGACGUCGCCCCCAGGAUCGGCUAUCCUAAACCAGCCCUGCUGCACUCCACCUUCUUCCCUGCGCUGCAGGGCGCCCAGACCAAAAUGAGUGCCAGUGACCCCAACUCCUCCAUCUUCCUCACUGACACGGCAAAGCAGAUCAAAACCAAGGUCAAUAAGCAUGCAUUUUCUGGAGGGAGAGACACCAUCGAGGAGCACAGGCAGUUUGGGGGCAACUGUGAUGUGGACGUGUCUUUCAUGUACCUGACCUUCUUCCUCGAGGACGACGACAAGCUCGAGCAGAUCAGGAAGGAUUACAGCAGCGGAGCCAUGCUCACCGGUGAGCUCAAGAAGGUACUCAUAGAGGUUCUCCAGCCCUUGAUCGCAGAGCACCAGGCCCGGCGCAAGGAGGUCACGGACGAGAUAGCAAAAAAGUUCAUGACUCCCCGGGAGCUGUCCUUCGACUUUCAGUAGCACUCAUUUUACAUAUGCUUAUAAAAGAAGUGAUGUAUCAAUAAUCCCAGCCCAGUCAAAGCACCGCCACCCGUAGGCUUCUGUCUCAUGAUUAUUAUUGGGCCUGGUCUCUGUAAGCCUGUGUAUGUUACCAAUACUGUUUCUUCCUGUGACUUCCAUUAUUUCCGUCUCUUAUGGGCAAAGCAUUGUGGGUGAUUGGUGCUGGCUAACAUUGCAUGGUCAGAUAGAGAAGUAAGGCUGUGAGUCUCUCCCCGGAGCAGCCCCAAAGAGUGGAGCCUUUUGUCUGGAAGUCCAUGGGCCACCCUGUUCUGGUCCGUGGAGGACUCCGAGGGUUCCAAGUAUACUCUUAAGACCCACUCUGUUUAAAAAUAUAUAUUCUAUGUAUGCAUAUAUGGAAUUGAAAUGUCAUUAUUGUAACCUAGAAAGUGCUUUGAAACAUCGAUGUGGGGAGGUUUAUGGAGCACAAGAUGUAUUUCAGCCCACACCCCCUCCCAAAAGAAAUUGGUAAGUAAAAGCUUUGCUAGACAUUUGACUAAGAAAUCACCCAGCUUUAAAGCUGCUUUUAACAAUGAAGAUUGAACAGAGUUGGGCAAUUCUGAUUAAUUGAGCCUUGGGGGUGAAACUGUCCAGUUUACUGAGCUCCAGACCAUGCAUGUAUUCCACCCCGGAAAUCAGCUCGCUUCCCUUGGCAUACCAGUUUUCCCCCGCCAAAUGACCCUAGACCCUCUGUCCUGCAGAAUCAGGGUGGCUUUUCCCCUGACUGUGUCCGAUGCCAAGGAGUCCUGGCCUUUGCAGAUGCUUCGUUUUGACCCUUGGCUACAGUGAAAGUCAGCACAGAGCAGGGCCCUGGCUGUGUCCCUCGACGGGUGGACUUAGCUAGGGAGAAAGUUGAGGCAGCAGCCCUCGAGGCCCUCACGGGUGUCUAGGCAGGCCUCAUUUCAUCACGCACCGUGAGCAGGUCUGGAAAAGCAAAGCCAAAUCUCAGGGAAGCCCUUGGUUGAUGUAUCUGGGUCUCCUCUGGAGCACUCUGCCCUCCUGUCACCCAGUAGAGUAAAUAAACUUCCUUGGCUCCUGCU
This is a messenger RNA of Piliocolobus tephrosceles (Ugandan red Colobus), 2630 nucleotides long. It is a transcript of the gene WARS1, whose product is annotated as tryptophanyl-tRNA synthetase 1. The transcript has 10 exons. Gene Ontology annotation, biological process: tryptophanyl-tRNA aminoacylation. The record is from RefSeq and is a predicted model, not a curated record. Gene Ontology annotation, cellular component: cytoplasm. Bases 232 to 1554 code for a protein of 440 amino acids. NCBI's taxonomy places the organism in Eukaryota, Metazoa, Chordata, Mammalia, Primates, Cercopithecidae. Gene Ontology annotation, molecular function: tryptophan-tRNA ligase activity; ATP binding.